AUGGAAGAAACAGAGCUUUACUUUGCUUUUGGGUCAAAUCUGAGCGCAAGAAAAAUGCGGGAACGCGGCACUAGGUUCAUCUCUCGCGAAAGAGCAGUGCUUCGAGGAUUUCGCGUCGUAUUCUGCAUAUGGAAAGACGAUGGCUUUGGUUAUGCUAAUAUUAUCCCAGAUAAGGAGUCGGCCGUUUAUGGUGUCUUGUACAUCUGUUUAAAAGGAAGUUUAGCCAAGUUAGAUGAACACGAAGCAGGGAGGCUUCGGAGAGUGAACGUACAAGUGGAACGAAAAAGCGGCGAAAUCGUGGAUGCGACAGCGUAUCAAGCUUAUGAAGAGUAUGUUAAAGAGGGGCUAAAACCGAGCCAAAUUUUUCUCAAUGAAAUACUUGAAAGAAAGGAUCUUAUUCCUAAAGAAUAUGCUGACUACUUUAGAAACUUCUUGUGCGACAAAACUGAGAAGUAA
Molecule: messenger RNA, 456 nt
Organism: Porites evermanni
Lineage: Eukaryota; Metazoa; Cnidaria; Anthozoa; Scleractinia; Poritidae
Source: the annotation of a GenBank genome assembly